GGGUUUGCUGCGGGGGUAGCUGCUGCAAGGGCCAUGCCAUUUCCGUUUCCAUCUACUUGAUCGGAUCUGCCACCACCAAACCCUAACCCUCUCUUCUCCUUUCGCUCUGUAAAUUCUCAUCGGCGAUUCCCAAAAAUGGCAAACGCUUCUCAUUUAAUCAAUCACUCCAGAAAGUUGAGAAAUGCUUCAAUCUUCCUGCACCAUGAGCGUGCUCUCUUGGUUCGUUGGUUUUGCAACGAUGCUCAACCCUCUAUCAGCAGGAAUCGCGAUGUGCGGAGAACCCAAAUACAUGACUACAAGUCUUCAACAAGAAGUAGUGUCGCUGGAACAUCCCCCAACUUUACUAAGAGGAACUUCUCCAUGUCCACCAUGAAAAGGGGAUGCAUUAGUGGGUGCUUGUUCAAUGGAGACAUUUCAAACAGUUCAAGAGUGAUGUCGAGGAGAUGUUAUGCAUCAGCUUCAGAUCUCCCCCCUCACCAGGAAAUUGGAAUGCCUUCUCUCUCGCCUACAAUGACAGAGGGUAACAUUGCUAGAUGGUUGAAGAAAGAAGGUGAUAAAGUUUCUCCUGGUGAAGUGCUCUGUGAAGUUGAAACUGAUAAAGCUACGGUGGAAAUGGAAUGCAUGGAGGAAGGUUAUCUUGCCAAGAUAGUUCGUGGGGAUGGGGAUAAAGAAAUUCAAGUUGGUGAGAUAAUUGCAAUAACUGUUGAAGAUGAGGGUGAUAUUGCGAAGUUUAAAGAUUACCAAGCUUCUGCAUCUGAACCUAGUGCUCCCCCUGCCAAAGAAACAUCUGCCCCACCUCCACCAAAGAAAGAGGUGGUUGAGGAGCCUGCCCGAGAACCUGAGCCAAAGGUUUCCAAACCCAGUGCGGCACCUUCAUCUGGAGAUCGCAUAUUUGCUAGUCCUCUUGCUAGAAAGUUGGCUGAAGAGAAAAAUAUACCCAUCUCUAGCAUUAAAGGAACAGGACCUGACGGCCUCAUUGUAAAGGGUGACAUUGAUGAUUACCUGGCUUCUGGUGCUAAAGAAGUUUCAGCACCCUCAAAGGCCAAGGUUACAACUGAUGCAGCAUUGGAUUAUACUGACAUUCCUGUCUCUCAGAUUAGGAAGGUCACAGCUUCACGUCUAUUAUUAUCCAAACAAACUAUUCCUCAUUACUAUUUAACAGUAGAUACAUGUGUUGACAAACUCAUGAGUUUACGGACCCAACUUAAUUCGUUGCAAGAAUCUUCUGGUGGGGCUCGCAUAUCAGUUAAUGACCUUGUAAUCAAGGCUGCUGCUUUGGCGCUCCGCAAAGUUCCUCAGUGUAACAGUUCGUGGACAAAUGAAUAUAUUCGCCAGUAUCAUAAUGUGAAUGUCAAUGUUGCAGUACAGACUGAUAAUGGACUCUUUGUUCCAGUCAUCAGGGAUGCAGACAAGAAAGGCCUCUCGGCAAUAGGUGAAGAGGUCAAACAGUUGGCCAAGAAAGCCAGAGAAAACAGCUUGAAACCCCAAGAUUAUGAGGGAGGUACAUUUACUGUGUCUAACUUGGGAGGGCCAUUUGGUGUCAAACAAUUUUGUGCGAUCAUCAAUCCUCCUCAAGCUGGCAUUCUUGCAGUUGGAUCCGCUGAGAGGAGGGUCAUCCCGGGUUCUGGUGCUGAAGAAUUCAAGUUUGCUUCCUUCAUGUCUGUGACCCUCAGCUGUGAUCAUCGUGUAAUAGAUGGUGCAAUUGGCGCAGAAUGGUUAAAAGCAUUCAAAGGCUAUAUAGAAAACCCAGAAUCCAUGUUGUUGUAGAGAAGUAAAUAGAAAGCUGCCAUGACGUACUCAAUUCCUUAAAAGUGAUAUUGCAGGCUGAGGAUGAGGUUUGUUCAUCUGGGUAUUUCCAUGUUUCCCAUUUGGGAUUGAUUGAUUGUAUCCCUGACCAAUUUUUGAUUGAUGUCUUCAAUCCCUGAAAAAUAAAUUUUGCAGAUUUGAAAUUCUUUAAUAAGCGAGGGUAGAUUCGGCAUUUUAUUUUAAACCCUGAAAUUGUGUUCUUCCAAGAGAAUGCUACCCCUUAAAUCGGGCAGAUGAGCAUUUGAUAUUUUUCUGUUAGAUGGUGUGAAGAAUUGCAAGAAUGUUUACUUUUCUGCCAUCCUCACACCUUCCUUCUGUUAAUAUUGUUAGCUGUGGUUUGAUUGGGCAGCUGAGUUUAAGCCCCUAUCAAAAAUGCUUGUAUGAUGGCGUUAUAUCAGGAUAUUGGCUGAUUCAAACA
This is a messenger RNA of Lotus japonicus, 2224 nucleotides long. Its product is annotated as dihydrolipoyllysine-residue acetyltransferase component 2 of pyruvate dehydrogenase complex, mitochondrial-like. Gene Ontology annotation, biological process: pyruvate decarboxylation to acetyl-CoA. The transcript has 19 exons. The record is from RefSeq and is a predicted model, not a curated record. Gene Ontology annotation, cellular component: pyruvate dehydrogenase complex. Bases 136 to 1767 code for a protein of 543 amino acids. Gene Ontology annotation, molecular function: dihydrolipoyllysine-residue acetyltransferase activity. Lineage: Eukaryota; Viridiplantae; Streptophyta; Magnoliopsida; Fabales; Fabaceae.